AUGGGCAAGGGCGCCGGCCCCCUCUUCGAUGGCUCCCAGAUUGACGAGGACGGCCACCUCGCCGCCAUCGACGAGGAUGCGCCCCUGGGCUUCCCGAGCAUCGCCUCGGGCGAGAACGAGCGGUCGAACAAGGACGACGACGCGUCGCCCGUCUUCAAGCUCAUGUGCGCGCGCCGCGUGCCCGUGUUCUGCCUCCUGCUCGCGAUCAACGCGUGCUUCCUCCUGCUCACGAUCGCGCUCGCCGUGCGGGGCCUCGACCCCAUCAACCUCGACAACUUGGGCGAGGUCGGCAUCGUCAUCCCCACCGACGAGUACCAGGCUAGAAGCAACGCCUUCGAGCGCGCGGAGGACGAGGCGGACUUCACGCGCGCGGGCGGCAAGUGCGCCCGCCAGGACAACGCGAACCCCAUCGCGCUGACCGUGCUCAAGGGGUCCUUCGAGGACGAGACCAAGGGCAACGCCCUGACGAAGAAGGGCCUCGACACGCUCCGCGAGCGCGAGCGCCAGAUCACCGAGGCCGAGGGCUGGGGCGACCGGUGCGCGUUGAUCUACGCGGAAGGGUACCCGGACUGCGUCGUCGCGCCGAGUUUGGCGGUCGACAACGGCGUCGGCGGCACCUACUUCGCGUCGGAUGCCCGCGGCUGCAUGCCCCCGUAUUCUCCCGUCUUCCUCUUCGACAAGUACGGCGACCCGGACUUCGAGGACGUUCCCGGAACCGUCGCGACGAUCUUGGCGUCGACGGACGCGGCGUCGUUCCGCGACAUGCUCCACAAGGACUUCACGGCGUCGAACCUGGAGUCGAAGAUCCUGGCGACGGCCGCCUACGCGGGCACGCCGCGCAAGGCCGUGUCGCACUACGUCGACGCCGAGACGGAGGCGGCGAUCCUCGGCGGCGCGCACAUCGCGUACUACGACGACUCCGCCAAGGAGAAGGAGGAGGACCACCUGCACGCCUGGGUGCGCCGCGAGCUACUCGACGACCUCGUGAAGGACUUUGCGGACUCGUCGUACCCGACGACCUACAGCUUCGUCGGCGACGAGGCCGUGAGCGACCAGGUCGGCGAGGAUUUGAAGCUCAUCGCGGCGUCCAUCGCCAUCGUCUACGCGUACAUGGCCUACUACACGGGGUCCCUGUUCGUGGCUUCCUGCGGCAUGGGCUACGUCAUCACGUCCUUCACGGGCGCGAACCUGCUCUACCGGUACUGCUGGCCGCACGGCGACGGCCUCGGCUACAACUACUUCUCGGUCUUCUGCGGUUUGGCGCUCUUCAUCAUCAUGGGCAUCGGCGCCGACGACUUGUUCGUCUACUGGGACACGUGGAAGGGGUCGAGCGCCGUGGACUACGACUCGGAGCCGCAGCGCCUCGCGCACGUCUGGCACCACGCGGCGGGCGCGAUGAUGGUCACGUCCCUGACGACGAUCCUCUCGUUCCUCUCGAACCUGAGCUCCGACUUCGUCGGCGUCGUGACCUUCGGCGUCUUCGCCGCGCUGCUAGUGUUCGUGAACUACUGCGCGGUGACGACGUUCAUGCCGUCCGUGGUCCUGGUCUACGAGUCGCACGUCUCCAAGAUCGCGUACCCGUUCGGCGCCGCGCGGGCCCGGCUCUGGGCCGCGCGCCCGGCGUGCCUGAAGCCCGAGGACGACGCGCCGAAGGAGCACGGCCACUUCUUCAAGGCGAGCUUCGCGCCCUUCAUCUUCGCGCACAAGAAGAAGCUCGUCGCGCUGCACGUCGCGCUCUUCGGCGUCGCCGUCGCGUUCGCGUCCAUGCUCGAGCCGACGCCCUUCAAGAGCUACACGCUCCUCCCGGAGGACUCGAACUUCUACCAGCUCAACGCCAUCAACGAGGAGUGGAAGCCGCUGAGCGCGAACCCGCUCAUGGUCCACGUCGUCUUCGGCCUGCAGCACCGCGACCCGCUGGCGUGGGACGGCCCGGACUUCCGCUUCGUCGGCAUGGCGUCGGGCGACGCCAAGUGGGACGCGAGCUUCGACGUCGACUCCGUCGCGGCCCAGGAGCAGCUCCUCAACGUCGCCGAGGAGCUCGCCUACGCCCCGCGGCGCGGCCUCAAGAUCGACCCGGCCUACGGCAUCAACGCGCAGCUCGCGGGGUCCUCGACGGGCUCGCUCGCCGACACGCCCGACGCCGGCGCGUCCGCGGGCGUCCAGGCGGCCUACGGCGUCCAGUCGCUGCUCCACGCGCUCAGGGACUUUGAGGACGUGUCGACGGCCCAGGGCGGCGGGUCCUACGCCGCCGAGGGCGGCGUCUCCGCGUGCGAGCCCUGCUUCCCGACCUUCGACCUGUCGCCCGACCCGGCGACGCUCGACGACGGCUUCGUCGACCCGGCCACGGGCCGCGUGAGCGCGCUCGAGCUCGACGGCACGUCGCCCCUCGUCGACGGCUGCAACUGCGUCGGCUUCUUCCCGCUGCCGAGCCGCGUCUGCGUCGACGAGACGGCGGGGAGCAGCGACGAAACGCGCUUCAAGUGCACCUACCCGGACCACGUCGUCGUCCAGGAGCUCGACGCCUUCGCGGCGCGGCCCGUGGACCGCAAGUGGUGGGAGGACUACUUCUACCUCCUGGGCCGCAGCGACGGCACCUUCGAGCGGCCCGCGCUCUACGACGUGCAGGUCCAGACGACGUUGCGCGCGUCGGAGGGCGACUACGCCGUCGGCCUGCGCAUGGCGAAGAAGUGGGACGACUGGAUGGACGACCACAACUCGGACCCGAAGCACCCGCUCCGCGCCAUGGUCUACGUGCCGGGCGCGAACAUGUGGGUCAUCUCGAAGAUGCUCGUCCCGUCGGGCAUCUCGAACAUGCUCCUGUCGCUCUUCCUCGCGUGGCUCGUGCUCACGUACUCGACGGGCAACUACGUGACGUCGUCCAUCGCGACGGCGACCAUCGGCAUGAUCGCGACGUUCGUGCUCGGCUUCCUCCAGAUCGUCGGCUGGGGCCUGGGGCCCCUCGAGUCGAUCCUCAUCGUCAUCGUCAUCGGGUUUUCGGUGGACUACACGGUGCACCUCGCGGAUUCCUACAUGCAGUCGCACGCGCCGACGCGCGAGGGCAAGGUCACGGACGCGCUCGUCCACACGGGCUCGUCCGUGCUCUCCGGCGCGAUCUCGACGAUCGGCGCGUCGAUCCCCAUGUUCUUCGCGAAGAUCAUCUUCUUCUACAAGUUCGGCAUCUUCAUCCUCCUCACGAUCGCGCUGUCGCUCAACUUCUCGCUCGUCUUCUUCAGCGCGGUCCUUGCGUGGGUCGGCCCCCUGGGCAAGACGGGCGAGGUCGCCAUGCUCUACGCGUCGUCCGUCAAGCGCGCGCAGGCGACGAUCGACGAGAUCGAGGAGGCCCAGCAGCUCGUCGACGACGCCAAGGCCGCGGCGGCCGCGCCCGCGGCGGCCACGGAGACCUUCGACCCGGACCUCGAGGACGACGCGAAGCCCGUGAAGCGCCGCAAGGCCAAGACGAGCCUCAUCGGCCCCGACGGCGACGUCGACGAGCUCCAGUACUGA
This is a messenger RNA of Aureococcus anophagefferens, 3504 nucleotides long. RefSeq lists its product as hypothetical. Bases 1 to 3504 code for a protein of 1167 amino acids. NCBI's taxonomy places the organism in Eukaryota, Pelagophyceae, Pelagomonadales, Pelagomonadaceae. The record is from RefSeq and is a predicted model, not a curated record. The transcript is spliced from 2 exons. Gene Ontology annotation, cellular component: membrane.